AGUCCAUCAUAACAGAGAACAAAAAGAAGAUGACAUGAACACUUUGUAGGUUAUGUUUAUGUCAAGAUUCCACUCACUACAUAAUUAAAGCUUUCUUAAAUUACAUAUGUAAUGUUAUUAAAUUUAACGAUAAUAUAUAAGCUAAUAAUUAUUGUAGUGGGUAAUGGAAAAUAAUACAAAAAAAUCUGUUUUAAUUGAGAAUUCUAAAAAUACUGAACAUGCUCAACGUCCGAAAAGAAAAAAAGAGUCAACUAGUAAUAGUGGCCACUGUAAUUUUUUUGUGUUGCGAAAAAAGCGUUUUUGCAAGAUGACCGUAAAAGAAGGAGAGGAAUAUUGCGGUGAACAUAAAAAGAUUGAUUCGGAUAUAGAACCUAAUACUGAUAUCAGUAAAAACUCUCCAGUGCGAAUCAUUUGCCCUUUGGAUGGUAAACACACUUGUUAUGCUCAUAAUUUGAAAAAACAUUUGAAAAUAUGUAAUGCUAGACCCAAGCCAACAGAUCCCUAUAUUUCCAAAGGAGUUAAUUAUGCCGAUUCAGAAGAAGAUAAUUCAUAUAAACUAUUAUCUACAUUUCCAGAAGAUGACAUAUUGAAAACAAUUUCAAAAGUUGAUACUGUUUAUAACAAAUAUAUAGAGAAACAUAUUUCUGAACAUUAUUCAAAUCACAAAUUAUUAGAAGAUGAAAUGUUGAAACCUGGGUAUGGAUUUAAAACUAAAAAACAUCUAAAACAAGUUUCAUCCAUUUUGGGAUUAAUUACUGAAUAUGAAAUGAUGAAACGUGCAACUUGUUAUAUUGAAUUUGGUGCAGGUAAAGGACAAUUGAGUUUUUGGCUAGCUAAAGCCUGCGAAGAUAACAAAGAAUCAAAAGUUUUACUUAUCGAGAGAGCAUCACCCAAACAUAAAAAGGAUAAUAAAAUAGCAAGAAAUUCAGACAAAGUUUGCAGGAUAAGAGCAGAUAUAUCGGAUAUAAUUUUGGAUAAAGUGAACAUUGUAGGUGAAUGUUCUAACAUCAUAGGUAUAACGAAACAUCUAUGUGGUGAAGCAACAGAUUUAGCAAUAAGAAGUCUAAUGAAUAUUAAAGAAAAUAGCUCUAAAGUGAGAGGUUGUAUUCUAACAUUCUGCUGUCACCAUAGAUGUCGAUGGCUCCCUUAUACAGGAAAAGACUUUUUUAAAGAAAAUAAUUUGAACAAAAAUGACUUUGAUAUAAUGUGUGGAAUGGCAAGUUGGGCAACCUGUGGAUCAGGUUUGAGUAGAGAAGUACGAAAAGAGAUCUCAGAAAAGGACUUGCGGUUGAAUCAAAGAGAUCUCAGUAUGGGACUAACUCGAUCAGAAAAAGAAGAAAUCGGCAGAAAAAGUAAAAACGUUUUAAAUUGGGGACGUGUAGAUUAUUUAAGUAAAUUUAAUUUCAAAUGCAAUUUACAUUAUUAUGUAGAAACUGGUAUAACUUUGGAAAAUGUUUGUAUAGUAGCAGUUAGAUAGAUACAUAUUAUAUUCCAAUAUAACUCCAGUUAACUGGAAAUCGGCAUGAUAAAAUAAGAAAUGAUGUAUCAAAAAUGUAUUCUACCUUCCUUUUCACAACUACCUUCCUGGCUAAUAUAUCGACGAAUAUUGAAUUACAUCUCCUCUGAAGAGUUUGUUAUACCACACUGAUGACACGUAAUAACGUCGAACCUAGUCAGUGGUUGCAAUCAUCUCCUUGCAAAUGCGAGAUAUUGAGGAUGUAAUUCAAUGUACGUCGCAGCAUUAACCAGAAAAGUAGUUGUUUUCUCCUUUGAAGAACGCUAAACAAUAAUUUCGAAUUAUUAAAAUUCUAAAUAAUACAAAGGUGGCAAAUAUAUUUUACAUGUAUUCUUUUUAUUUCAAAGAAAAAGAUGUACAAUUCUCAGGCGAUUAUAUAUAAUUUCUUCAGA
Messenger RNA from Diorhabda sublineata, 1908 nucleotides. Its product is annotated as tRNA:m(4)X modification enzyme TRM13 homolog. The coding region runs from base 164 to 1477 and encodes 437 amino acids. The transcript is spliced from 3 exons. Lineage: Eukaryota; Metazoa; Arthropoda; Insecta; Coleoptera; Chrysomelidae. Gene Ontology annotation, biological process: tRNA methylation. The record is from RefSeq and is a predicted model, not a curated record.